Nothoprocta perdicaria is the source of this 3403-nucleotide messenger RNA. It is a transcript of the gene TCP11L2, whose product is annotated as t-complex 11 like 2. Gene Ontology annotation, biological process: signal transduction. The record is from RefSeq and is a predicted model, not a curated record. The transcript is spliced from 9 exons. Bases 7 to 1545 code for a protein of 512 amino acids. NCBI's taxonomy places the organism in Eukaryota, Metazoa, Chordata, Aves, Tinamiformes, Tinamidae.
CUCGCGAUGCCCCUCGACGAGGAGCAGAGCAGCGACUCGGACUCCCUGCGCCUCUCCGAGAGCACCGCGUCCUGCAGCGACUCGGAGUGCUCCCGGCAGAGCUUUAACAGCGACGCCUCCAGCAAGCCCGGCUCCCCAGUCUCAGCAAGUCCUCCCAAGAUAAUGACGUUUGACGAAAUGAUGGCAGCUACAAGAAAUCUGACCAAUCUGACUCUAGCUCAUGAAAUUGCUGUAAAUGCAGACUUCUGCAUGAAACACGUGGACUUCCCGCAGAAUAGCUUGGUGGGCACGGUGAAAACUAUUGUACACAAAGCAUUUUGGGAUUGUUUGGAGUCGCAGCUGAAUAAAGACCCCCCAGAAUAUGAACACGCUAUCAAGCUCUUUGAAGAAAUUAAGGAGAGUCUUCUUUCCUUCCUGGCUCCUGGAGCAAACAGGAUUCAAACUCAGAUCUGUGAAGUUCUAGAUACAGAUCUUAUAAGACAGCAAGCAGAGCACAAUGCUGUUGAUAUCCAUGGACUAGCAAACUAUAUCAUCAACACUAUGGGAAAGUUGUGUGCUCCAAUAAGAGAUAAUGACAUAAAACAGUUAAAAGCAACUGACAAUAUCAUAGAGUUAUUGAGACAAAUAUUCCAUGUUCUGGACCUCAUGAAAAUGGAUAUGGUUAACUAUUUAUUUGAAAACAUUAGGCCGUAUCUUCAGCGCAAUUUGGUGGAUUAUGAAAGAGUAAAAUUCCAGGAAAUACUUGAAGAAACACCAAGUGCUCUGGAUCGCACAACAGAAUGGAUAAAGGAAUCAAUAGAAGAUGAAUUGUCCUCUCUUUCGGAUGAAUGYUCAUCAUCCACUGGUGCUGAUAGUGGUUCUAAACCAAAUCUUAGUCCUACACUGGUGCUAAACAAUGGCUACUUGAAACUGUUACAGUGGGAUUAUCAUAAAGUAAUUCCAGAGACUCUAAUAACAGAUGAAGUUCGUCUUCAGGAGCUGAGAGAAAAACUAAAUCAAUUAAAAAUCAUAGCCUGUGUGUGUCUCAUUACAAACAAURCAGUGGGUGCAGCAAUUGUGAAUGUGCCAGAUUUUGCUGACCAGCUGAAAAAGAUCUCUUUUCCUCUUCUUGAAGGCAUGAACAAGAAAACUUUUGAUUUGAAGGAGGCUUUGAAUGCCAUCGGCAUUCAGAUUUGCAGCAAAGUGAACAAGUCUCUCUCUGAAGGAGGCUUCCCCAUUCUUGAUAAAGAAAUGCAGGAUAAUUUAGUGGGUCAAAUUGGUCGUAUUGUUGAGAAGAACAAUCCUGUCAGUUCAUUGAUUGAUAAGCGGAUCCAGUUGUUCAUGCGAAGCUUGCUCGCCCUUCCGAGCGUUAGGAAGUGCAUGCCUGCUAUGCCAGGAGGCCUUUCCGUGAUCCAGCCCGAGAUGGAGCUCCUUGGAGCUCAGUAUGCAAACAUUGUGAACUUCAACAAGCAAGUGUAUGGACCCUUCUAUGCAAGCAUACUCAGGAAACUCCUCUUUUCUGACACGCCAAAAGGGAAAGCGGAAACAGAAGCAGCYGCCAAUUGAAAAUUGGGACCUACUCUUGUGCCCUGCUCUUCUCCCUUCGGCCUUUACAAUAGGGACACUGUGAUCACGUAGGGAUUGCUACAAGUAACYCACUCCAGUGACUACUAACAAGGGAGACAGAGCUUGCAAAAUAUGCAGAUAGCUUGUGAAAUCCAUAGGAAAAAAAAAUCAAGUAUAUAUAUUUUAAUAGAUUAAAUCUGUUUAUUGGUUUGUAUUGCUUUUAAUAGCCAGUAAAAUAUUGACUUUUAGGGCAAGCAUUUAUAAUGACUUGCAGUGGGGAAGAGCUGGCCAAGUACUUAAUGGUGGCAAAAUGUAGAGCAUAUUCAGUUUUUUAAAAACUUAAAUAUAUUUACUGAUGCAAUUAUAAUGUGACAAGACUUUCUCUAAAAUUUAUUAUGCUUAUAUAUUUUUAUGGUAACACUUAACCUUUUUAAAAAGGACUGAAAGAAAAGAGUAGUAUAAUGGCUUUUGAAGCCAAGAACAGGUACAUAUUUGGCCAUGUUCUAGUACUUCUGCAAUUACUGGAACUAGAACUUAGCCCAUCUUUAACUAAAGAGUGCCAGUAUUAUAAGCUGUCUUGAAUAGCAGUUACAGAAGAGUUCACUGUUUAAAGCAGGAGCAAUUCACAGCUUGUCAAUUGUACUUGAGGGUUUCAUGAUAAACUCUUGAGUGGGGAAAAAAAAGAUCAUGGAAAAAUGUCUGUAUAUAGUGUCUUUAGGCAUUUUGUUUAUGCAAUGGAGAUCAAACACAUCCCAGUCCAAUCUGUUCUAAUAUGUUAUAUGCAGAUCCUUGAUCUUAACUGGCUAUUAAGUAUUUCUAAGUURGGACUUUGAGUCCAUAGCUCUCACAGGCAAUUAAUGUUGAGAAUAAUCUAAGUUCAGCAGAGCAAUUUCCCUUUCUGUAGUCUGCUGGAUGCAAGCUUUUCAAGGGAUAUUCUGGGUGCUCUUGGUUGCAAAAGCAAAAACCCAAAUUAUUAAUAGUUCUGGAAAAUCAAAGCACUGUUCAAAUCAUUAAAAAUCAAGUGAUAAGUGAUUAGAUUGACUUUCACUGUCUCUCUGUAGGAAGUACUUCAGCUUUCCCCGAAUUCCUGUGGAAUAGGCCCCAAUACUUAGUUUCUAUUUAAGACAACAGGAACUUUGCAUAUGGAAUAACAUGUUUGAAACUCGAAGUAUGCAAACUUUCAGAUUUUUACUUCCUUGUUAUUUUUUGCGUAUUUCAGAUACUGAAAUAGAUAGUACUGGAAUACUCUAGUGUAUAUGUGUCUACAAAAAUUGAAUCUUAAUUUACUUGAAAAUAAUCUCUUAAUAUAUUAUCAUGCAAUGGUCCUCUUUAAAUGUCAGGUAUAUGAAGUCCAUGUGGUACAAGUUAAAUUGUUUUUAAUAUUUUAUAUUGCAGUCUAUUUUUACUAAGAAAUAAUUACCCAUGAAAGUGUAAUGUGCCACACAAAUUUUGUAUAUAUGCAUUUACAAUGUCUAUUCUAUAAAGGUCGAAAAAUCUGGGCAUUAUUAGCACUGUGGUUUUGUAGUCCCUUUUUAGAGAUUUAUGUACUCUUUUCUUUUUAAAUAAGGGAAAUGACAUCUACUCAGUUGUUGCCCAGAAUGUCCAAGGCCUUUGGUCACAUGUAUAUGUUAUAAAAAAGAAAAAAAAAAAGCUUUCUUGAAAAUAUGUUGCUACCAAAAAGAAAAAGCUCCCUUGCACUUGUGUUCUUUCUCUUGUGAGAAAUAAAUAAUGGUGAGUACAUAUUCCAAAGGGAACUGUCUGUCUUUAUGCCUGAAAAAAAACUGAGAGGCAAAGAAGCUCCUGGAAUAUACUAAUUGUGCCACUAAGUAAAACCAGUUUGUUCAGAUGAAUAUGAAUU